Molecule: messenger RNA, 1544 nt
Organism: Phoenix dactylifera (date palm)
Lineage: Eukaryota; Viridiplantae; Streptophyta; Magnoliopsida; Arecales; Arecaceae
Product: 11-beta-hydroxysteroid dehydrogenase A-like
Cellular component (GO): cytosol
Molecular function (GO): oxidoreductase activity
Source: RefSeq, a predicted model, not a curated record
AACGAGAGCAGCACGGCAAGCCUCCAUAGCUUCUCUCUCUCACUCUUUCUAUGGAUUUCUUCAAUGGCUUUCUUAGUGUUGUGAUGCAUUUGGCCAUUGCUAUAUUCCUUUUAGCCUACUUACCAGUUAGGUUGGUGUGGAGAGUUGUUCGAUGGAUGCUUGUGAGGCCUUUCUCGGAGGAGGACAUGAACGGAAAAGUUGUUCUCAUCACCGGAGCUUCCUCCGGCAUUGGUGAGCACGUUGCUUACCAAUAUGCUACGAGAGGGGCAUCUCUGGUUCUCGUUGCAAGAAGAGAGCAUGCUCUCAAAUCGGUAGCUAAGACUGCGAAUAAGCUUGGGGCGCCGGAGGUUCUACUGAAACCUGCUGACAUCUCCAUCCCCGAUGAAUCAAAACGGAUCAUUGAAGAGACUAUUGCUCACUUUGGCCAAUUGAAUCACCUCGUUGUCAAUGCUGGGAUUUGGUGUAGCUGCCUCGUUGAAGAUAUCACCAACAUAUCUGCCUUCACGCAAGUGAUGGAUGUAAACUUUUGGGGCUCAGUAUAUCCAACUUAUUAUGCAAUUCCGCACCUCAAGACAAGCCAUGGAAACAUCAUCGUGACAGCAUCAGUGGCUGGCCAUGUUCCUACCGCAAGAAUGGGCGUCUACAAUGCAAGCAAGGCAGCAGUGAUCAGGUUCUAUGAGACAUUACGAUCUGAGCUCGGCUCAGAGAUCCGGAUCACCAUCAUAACUCCAGGCUAUGUUGAAUCAGAACUCACCAAAGGCAAAGUUGUCAAGAAAGACGGUGAAGUAGGCAUCGACGAGGAAGCUAGAGAUAUCCAGCUUGGACCGCUUCCUGUCGGCCGCACAGAGAGGUGCGCAGAGAUCAUUGUUGAUAGUGCAUGCAACGGUGAUGAGUACGUGACCUGGCCCUCCUGGUUCAAGCCAUUCUAUGCGGUCAUGUCCUUUGCUCCCGAGGUCGUGAACUGGUUCUCCCGUACGUUCUAUGUUGCUAAGCCAGGCGCCACUUCGACCGAGACCCUGAGCAAGAGGAUCUUAGAGGCAUCAGGAGCCCAUAAAUUUUUCUAUCCAGCUUCAAUUCGAUCGCCUGUCAUUAAAAUAUAGAUAUGAAUGAAGGUAGUUCUAAUGCCACUGUCAAGAACUGAAACCAUGGUGGUUAUGGAUGUCUUUCUUAUAACAUCAGAUGGAAGUGGGAAUCAUUUAUGUAGUAUUUUUCUGUGAUUAAGGUAGACGUAUGAUUUCACUCUUAAGAAACAAAAAAAGCGUAAGUAUGUAAACAUGUGAUGUGAGGGGAUAAAAGGGCAUUCAAACAACAUGCCAUAUUUGCUAGCUAUAACUACAGAAUCUCAGUAAAGAAACCUUACAGAUCACCCUUCGCAAACAAAAUCGAGUACUGUAAUCUGAUGAUAAAAUUUAAUUAGAAGUUCUUUCACAUUGGAAGCAUGCCUCUGUUAAUUUGUAAUUUUCUAGAAUGUGCAGAAGAUAUUUUUGGCUGAAUGUUCUCUUGUUUGAAUGACUCUUUGUAUUUCCUAGACUUUGGAACUUGUU